Molecule: messenger RNA, 859 nt
Organism: Aedes albopictus (Asian tiger mosquito)
Lineage: Eukaryota; Metazoa; Arthropoda; Insecta; Diptera; Culicidae
Exons: 2
Coding region: 158-751 (197 amino acids)
Source: RefSeq, a predicted model, not a curated record
AGAUUUGAAGAUCCUUUGAUCAAAGAUCACCUCAUUGCGUUUCAUUGUUUUAAUCCAAUCGUAGUAAUCGCUGAAAUAAAAAUUGUUCGAACUUCAAAUUGCAUCAAAAUUUUAGUGAGAAUCCCACAUCAAAAAUUACAAGUGAAAAACAAUAAAAAUGGACUCCACCGUGCAGCCUCGAAUGUCCCUGCGCUUGCGCUACCGGCCCCAUCUUAUAACAGACCAGCAGCAGUUAGUCUCACUACUUCCGACGCCAAAAACUCCAAAUAUAACCACCGUCAAUGAAUCGAGACUACCCCUGCCGGCGAACGCCUCAAUCACGGCCAGCGCUCUCGCAACGGUAGACAGAACCGGAUGGAACAGUCGUGUGGACCAUGCUCUCAAUGAAAUCAUUCGCGGUCACCACGGCUACAAGCCGGAUCAAUCCGUCUACGGCGAUAUCAACCGGAUGUUCGAUGCAACACUGUGCACCCUGAUCCUGAUCGCGUCCGGGGACCUCAACAUAUCGUCGGAGCAUCUGCUGUGGAGCGAAGCGUUCCUGCACGGAAUUCGAGACCGGUACGGGAAACAUCCGCCGAACGUGCGGAAACUGUUAGGGUUUAUCAAGCACAUCCAAGGAAUGGUGGCUGCUGGCAAAAAUGGCUCCAUGGCAGAGCGUUGUGGAUUAUUUGCAAGGACAUAUCAGGACGCACUUCCGGAUAAUGUGACGUUGACCAGAAUCAAGUCCCCAACGGGAAAUGCCACUGUUUAAGCGAUUUAACAAAAAGAAGAGCCUUCAGACGUAUCAGGAAAUAUCUUUUAAUUAUGUUUAAAUGAACAAUACACACAAAUAUAUUUCUUAACUACGUUAAACAUUCAA